Fimicolochytrium jonesii is the source of this 1827-nucleotide messenger RNA. RefSeq lists its product as uncharacterized. The record is from RefSeq and is a predicted model, not a curated record. Bases 1 to 1827 code for a protein of 608 amino acids. NCBI's taxonomy places the organism in Eukaryota, Fungi, Chytridiomycota, Chytridiomycetes, Spizellomycetales, Powellomycetaceae. The transcript has a single exon.
AUGGAAAACGUUCGCGUUGAGCGGCCGAGAGCGGCCAAGCUAGCAGCAAAGAGGGACCCAUCGGAAAAACCAAUGCAUCCGGCAGUAUGCGAGCGUCGGAAGUCGGUGUCAUCCACCCGGCAUCGGUCUCCCAUCCGCACGCGGUCCUUUUCAGGGCACCUACCAGGCCCACCCAGGCGUUUAUCGAUUGAUAUCGCCGAGAACGAUGAGGAAGAGUCUGUCGCAGAUACGUACCAACCUCCACGACCACCUGCAAAGUCACGGAGGCUGUUGGAUGAUAAGGAGGUGUGCUUGACACCAGCGGCGAAUAUCGCCUUGGAAGAAGAAACUUUCUUUGCCGUCGCUGCUGAUGUCUCGCCCAUAUAUCCCCAUAUUCACGACCGCCAUAGGGAGGAGACGCAGAAGACUCCCGAGUCUCGAUCCUAUCAGACGCAGCAGCUGACGCCCACGAGUAAUCUCAGAAAGCGCCAAUCCGCAAAUCCGCACCUCAAACCAGCCGUAGCGCCUCCACUGGUGAGCGUCACCGUCAUCCCGCCGCCUAUCCACCCGCCAGCCCUCUCGAUCUCGUCAGAGCCUACCCUCCCUCUCCCAGGUCCCGCCACCUUCCCUCUCGACAAGCUCAUAUCGAGAGUAUGCGACUACCAAGAACCUCCGGAAGGGAUCUUCACACCCGAGCGCUCAUCGCGGGACGCAUUACGCGCGUGGGCGUCCACGGUCCCACCCAACAUCGACCUGGGCACCCUCCUGUGGAAGUAUGAGAACGAGCUGCUGGGCCAGACCCAGAGGCGCGCCACAAGGGCGAUGAUUGGAACCGUGCGGGAUGUGCGGAUCGUGUCCGUGACGGGCGGCGUGGCGGGCUUGACACUCGCCGCACGCACGGAGUUGAAGGCGAAAGCAAACCUGGCCUACCUCAUAACGCAGGGGUAUAUCACCAAUCCCAAUCUUCCUUCGGACACGGAGCAAGACGAAAACGAUGCUAAUGACGAUACACCAGUACAAAAACACGUCCACGUCAGCGCAACAACUGGCCCCGGCCCAUCCUCCCGCCCCGCCCCACAGUUCAGGGACCCCUCCCACUCUGACUCCACCACCUUCUCACCCCCACACCUGCGCCAUUACACAGCGACACCCCGCAUGCAACACAUCUCGCAUAACCGUACCCUCUCCCCGUCCGCGAGAGGUACGCCGUGUAUGCCCCACGCGCGGAUGUGGCCGUCCAGUAGUUCGUGCAGGGCUUCCUCGUUCUCGGGUCCUAGUACGGCCCCCGUAGAAGAUGACUACAUCGCCGUGCCAGCAGACACCACAGACCCCGCCAUGCACGAUACCACCGCCACCAACCCCGUACUGCCACACCAACAGUAUCGUCAUCACCAGCAUAUGUACCCCCAAUACGAUCUCCCAUCGCAUGGGCAGCAGCAGCAGCAGCAAGAAGCACCUGUUCAUUUCGAGCAUCAUCAGCAUCAUCAUCAGCAGCAUUUCCACCAGCAGCAGCAGCAACAGCAGCACCAUCGACGCCACGUAUAUCACCAACAUCACCCACAACACCCGCACCACACUCAACACCAUCAACAACAAUACAUCUACCCCCUCCCAUCCCACGACGACGCCUUCGUCAACGCGUACCCAUCCCCGUCCGAAUACCUCGCCGCGUCCCACCACGCCACCCAUCAAGGGCAUUCAGAGAUCGACACAGACGCGGUGGGAGACGAUGAUGGGAGUUGGGUGAUACCCGCAAACUCGCCGAUGCAGACGGCAACGGACGUCGGAGCGUUGCCUCCCCCGCCGCCGCCGACGGUCCCGACGCAGGGCGUGAAUGUGUGGGCUUAG